Chanos chanos (milkfish) is the source of this 1468-nucleotide messenger RNA. RefSeq lists its product as uncharacterized. Bases 121 to 768 code for a protein of 215 amino acids. NCBI's taxonomy places the organism in Eukaryota, Metazoa, Chordata, Actinopteri, Gonorynchiformes, Chanidae. The transcript has 2 exons. The record is from RefSeq and is a predicted model, not a curated record.
CGAUUCCGAAGCGCAGUGCGCGAAAACGAGAUUGAACCAGAGCUAAAGCGCUUAAGUUUCUGUUUGCGAAGUCCUUACGUUUCCAGUCUAGGGUGACUGCUCUCGAAGUAUCUUACAACGAUGGUACGGUCAGUCAGGAAUAGCCAGUUGAACACAGUGGAGGACUUGAAAAACUCGGGGUUUGGUCGUCCCUUCCCUAGACAUGGCUUAAAACUGCUUUUUUGGUUUGCCAAUGACUGCGUGUUCUUUGACAGCAAUGACAACCUGGUUUGUAAGUGCCACCCUCAGAGGGGAGACUAUGGCUUCCAUCACUUUGGCAACUUUGAAGAAAUUGUUCCUGUUCUGUCCCGUGAAGGUGGAGAAAAAUACUUUGAGGUUGGAAACCUGAAUAUGGAAAGUUAUCCUGAAGCCCAGAACCUGCCGGAUUAUGUGAGGGAGGACUACGACAUGCUGAUGCUGACGUAUAAUCGUGACAAAAAUAGAGAUCGCGUUAUCGUCAGGCUUCGUCCAGACAGCAUCGUUCCCAAGGUCUACGUCACCGAACAUUCGUUGAAUGGGGAGUCUGGGAGUUUUGAUCGUGAACGCACACAUCUCUUAGACCCAGAACUCAUUGCUUACAUCCGUGAUCCAGAAUUGGAGCUGUCCACAUUUUUAAGGCAGUCCGGAUACAGUCCGGACACGAGGGAAUAUUUGAAACGGGCUCUUAUUGCUUUCCUGUUGGUGUCUUUACUAUUCCUGAUCUUGUUGUUGGUGUUUCUUUUGCGCUGAUUUAUAGAAGUUGGUUCCUGACAGCAUAGACCACAUAAAGCAAAAUCACCCAACUAUAAUAAAGGAAGAAAGGACUAUUGCAUUUCCUUCUCUGUUAUUGGGAAUUUCUCAAAGAAAACGAUUAAAUCAACCACCACUGCCUUUGUUUACCAGUGGUUGUUCUGGCUCCAUGGAAUCAAGACAUGUAUGUCGUUGCGGUCAUGAGUUCAUUUAUACCUGUGUAAAUAACGAGUUGAGCCAAACAGCUCAAGCUCAAUGUUUCCUCUCACUGUUCAAGUUCAAGGACGGACACAACAGUGUGCUGACUCAGGACCUCAUUUGGCAUCAUUACCAGACAAAGCAAACAACACAAAUAAAUAGCCUGUUUGCAACAGUUUUUUAAUGAAUGUAACUACUUUUAAGGACAUAGUAGCAUAAAGGCUGUAGUGCAGUCAUGAAUCAUGCUUUUCUUGUUUUCUUUCUUUCUUUCUUUCUUUCUUUUUUUUUUUACAGUGAUCUUGGUAGCAAAUUAAUUUUAUGUUGGUUAGCGAACAAGCUGCAACACAAUACAUAUUUUACACAAAACAUCAUAGUUUAUCACACAAAAAUCUAAUAAAACAUAAUGAUGUGUUGAAUUGUAACAUAGUUACUUAUAGCUAACUGACAAGAUUUGAGAUGUUGUUGACUUUAAACCAAUAAAUCACCGAUACAAAUGGAAAAA